Molecule: messenger RNA, 1055 nt
Organism: Vigna angularis (adzuki bean)
Lineage: Eukaryota; Viridiplantae; Streptophyta; Magnoliopsida; Fabales; Fabaceae
Product: glycerophosphodiester phosphodiesterase GDPD4
Exons: 9
Coding region: 163-960 (265 amino acids)
Biological process (GO): lipid metabolic process
Molecular function (GO): phosphoric diester hydrolase activity
Source: RefSeq, a predicted model, not a curated record
AAUGAUGAUGCGAAGCUCAAGAUCUAGAACGGGAAGAAGACCGUUGAAGCUUCCUUCGCGGAGCCUCAUCGUUGUCUCUCUCGCCAUCUUCGCCAUUCUUCCUCCAAUUUUCUUCCAUUUUCGCCUCCGACGCUUCCACCAGCUGCGCCGCAGAUUCAACUCAUGAAGUGCCGUUGGCUCAACAAUCCUCCUCUCAUCUGUGCGCACGGUGGCGAUUCCUCCAAGGCUUCUCCCAACACCAUGGCUUCGUAUUUCCACGCUAUUCAGGCUCACGCGGAUUGCAUUGAGAUCGACGUUUCUCGUUCUUCGGAUGGAGUUCUGUUUGCCCUUCACGACAGGGAUUUGCAGCAGUUAACUGGAAAUGAUAGUAUAAAAGUUGGUCACAUGAACUCAAAACAGAUAAGAGAGCUUAGUCUUUCUCAACAGUCUAAGUCCAAGUUUACUGAUGAAACUAUACUUACAAUACAAGAUGCUCUGAUGUUGACUGCGAAUUCAGUGCGACAGAUAGUUCUAGAUGUCAAGGUUGGACCCCCAUUUUAUGAGAAAGAGCUUGCCAAAGAUGUUCUCUCUGCUGUGGGGAAGACACAGUGCAGCAACUGCCUCAUAUGGGCCAAAAGUGACAAUGUAGCAAGGGAUGUAAUUAAACUCUCAUCAAAUAUUACUGUUGGCUACAUUGUAAUGAGAGAAUAUUCAAGUGGAGUUAGGUCAACUUUGUUGAGAAUGAAAGGUGCGGAGGUUGUUGGUGUCUAUCAUGGAUUGAUUGAUGAAAAGAUCGUGAGAGUUCUGCACAGGAGGAACAAAAAGGUGUAUGCUUGGACAGUUGAUGAUGUAGAAUCCAUGCGAAGGAUGUUGGUGGAACAUGUUGAUGCUAUUAUUACGAGCAACCCAACUUCUCUUAAACGCAUAAUGCAAGAUAUCAAGCUUCAAUGUCUUGAAGAAGGUUAUUCGUUACAACACUAAACAAAUUUUCAACAAUUUUAGAGCUAAUCCUUUCUGUAACAUACAUUUAACAAGAAACUCAAGUAUAUUUCUUAUUUUAAUGCCUGUUUUUAAAA